Molecule: messenger RNA, 1023 nt
Organism: Cucurbita moschata (crookneck pumpkin)
Lineage: Eukaryota; Viridiplantae; Streptophyta; Magnoliopsida; Cucurbitales; Cucurbitaceae
Exons: 4
Coding region: 97-570 (157 amino acids)
Biological process (GO): lysosome organization; intracellular protein transport; synaptic vesicle exocytosis
Cellular component (GO): synaptic vesicle; BLOC-1 complex; BORC complex
Molecular function (GO): SNARE binding
Source: RefSeq, a predicted model, not a curated record
GAAUCUUGAGGCUGAUCUCCAUCUCCGACGAUUCCACCGGCGACGACGAACAGUUCGUGAAGUUUGGCGAGACUGUGAACUACGAAAUUGCAAGGGAUGCACAGUCUGGAGAAAGUGCACGAUGAUUCUGCCAACAAGGACAGCAAAGUCUCUGCUGAAUUGGAGCCUUCUAUUAGUCCAAAUGGUGAUAUCGAGGAAGAAAAUGAUAUUGCAAAUAUGAAUUUGGGAGACUCUAAUGCUCUAGCAAAUGGGCUCUCUUCCAUGCUUAUGAACAUCAUGAGGGAUUUUGACUCCAAAGCUGAUGAUACUCUUAAAAGCCAAAGCCAGCUUUCAUUUUCCCUUGACCGACUUACUUCAGAACUGGAUCAAUUACUUGAAGAUGCUCCUUUUCCAUUCAUCAUGCAGCAUGCCUUGAGGAUUUCUAGUGUAAGAAAGAGAGUGUUGUCUCUAAAUUCCAUCUUAAGAUCCGUACAACGAAGAGUAGAUAACAUAGAUCGGGUGAUCUCGAUGAGUAAUUUACCAGCUCUGGAGACGGAAGAAGAGAGAGAGAGAGAGAGAAAUAGGGAGUAGCACCAAAACAGAUGGAAGUUGACUGGUGGAGGGCAGUAGGGUUUGACAAUGGGGAAAAAGAUUGAUUUUGGAACUUAGUCGAGGAAAUAUGGUAUUUACAUUUUUAAAAUGCUGUAUAUGAAGAAUGAAGUAAAAUUUUGAAGUGACUCCAAAUGGAAGUUUUAUGUAUGAACUCCCAUAAUGUCACGAGAUACUUAAGGUCCUAGUGGACUAUUUAAGAGAUAUUACUCUACUAGAAUAUCAGUGCCUUUGUAUUUGUGUGUCUGGGUCACCUUGCGUGUAUCUUGACUAAUCUCAUGGCACAACCAUCUGACCGUACUACACUUGGUUGCCAAGGAAACUCUUAAGAUGUUAAAUGCUAGGUAGAUGACUACCAUGAUCGUAACUAUAUAUAUAUAUAUAUAUUCUCUCUUCUCUCUUUUCUUUUCUUGAAGGGGUGGACAUGAAGCGGUG